Zootermopsis nevadensis is the source of this 1506-nucleotide messenger RNA. It is a transcript of the gene Tim23, whose product is annotated as translocase of inner mitochondrial membrane 23. The record is from RefSeq and is a predicted model, not a curated record. Gene Ontology annotation, cellular component: TIM23 mitochondrial import inner membrane translocase complex. Lineage: Eukaryota; Metazoa; Arthropoda; Insecta; Blattodea; Termopsidae. Gene Ontology annotation, biological process: protein import into mitochondrial matrix. Gene Ontology annotation, molecular function: transmembrane protein transporter activity.
AGUAUCACUGAAUUCUCACAGAGUUCUCCUUGAGCGUACAAAUGGAUGGUUAGGGUAGGAGAACAUAUAAGAAGUAAGUUUAAAGCUAAGAAUAUAUACCGGUAUGGAGUCACACUCAUCUAGUGCGUCAGAUACAUAUGCUUCUUCGUACUCAAAUCGGGAUCCCGGUAUGAAUGUUCCAGUGCACUCGCAACAAAAUCUGGCUCCGCUUUCUCCGUAUCUGAACUUUGAUCCUGUAUACUUGCCUCAAAGUCAACCAGAGUUUAUUUUCCCAGAAGGGGCAUCACGACAAAGGGGCCGUUUCGAACUUGCCUUCUCUCAGAUCGGUGUUUCGUGUAUGGCUGGUGCUGCUGUUGGUGGUAUAGGUGGUUUAUAUAAUGGCCUUCGAAAUACAACACUUGCUGGCCAUACAGGGAAGUUGCGCCGAACACAGCUGAUAAAUUCUGUAAUGAAACAAGGGUCAGCAACAGCUAAUACUCUUGGUGUGCUAGCAGUGAUGUACAGUGGGUUUGGUGUUUUGCUGUCAUGGGGAAGGGGAAGCGAUGAUGAACUCAACACACUCGCAGCUGCCACUGCAACAGGUGUGCUGUACAAAUCUACAGCCGGUGUGAAGAAGUGUGGGAUCGGCGGAGCCGUCGGACUAGGUCUUGCUUCCAUAUACUGUUUAUGGACAGCUCGAGACAGGCUACAAGGAUUUCAGCAAGAAUACAAUCCAGCAUGGAAAAGAUAACUGAAACCUAACCAAGCUGCUACAUAACCUUCCUUGAUACGAAGCACGGUGAAAUUCUUCAACAAAACCAACGAACGAACGAUCCUGCCAAUGGCUUGAACAAAAUAUGUAAUUACAGUAGUAGAAUUUGAGAUUUGUUGGAACAGUGUCUCUCAUAUCUGAAUGAAGGAGGAAGCAGAAGAAACAAACAUUGAUUGUAGUAUUACAUUUUCAUAUUAUAACACUAAGUUGUGAUGGGUUAGUUUGCCACUGUUUGAAAGAUAUUCUGUGCAAACUUGAGGGUAAAGCACCUUUUUUGAAACACUGGCAAACACCACACUUGCCUGACUCAAAAUGUUGAAAUGCAAAUCAUGAUAUUGAAUUAUUUGUGUUCAUACUUAAAUGUAAAGUUUACUGUGACAUCAUGUUUAGGAAUUUAAAAUAUUUUUCCUGUUUGUUUAGAGAAUCAUGUACUUUUAAUUCCAUUUGAUCACAGUGAAGUUAUGGCACAGUGCACCUGAGAAUAUGCAUGCAAUUUUAGGAUCUAAAUCCUGUUACCAUAUACUCUCAUUGCAAAAAAGUAGAUGCAUGAGGUAAGGGAGUGUGUGCAGAAAUAUGUACAGAAUAUAUAACACAAAGACUUAAUUUAAGUGAAUAUUCUUUGUAAUUUCAAUGAAGUAGCAUAUAUUUCUCGGAACACUAAGUGCUGCAUGUAUAGAUGCUUAUUUAAUUUGUUAAUUGUGAAUAUUUAUAAACUUUUUUGUUGUUGUUGAAAUAAAUACUUACUGAAGCAUAAA